GUUGCACUAAGUCGUCCCUCCUCUGAGCCUUCUCUCCUCCUGCCAGCACCGUAGCUCCGCUCUGCCAACUUCUCCUCAGCGUUACACAAAGACAGUCAUUAGUCACCAUCAUGUCUGCUGGAAAUGCUCAGAUUGGCAAGCCCGCCCCCAACUUCAAAUCCACAGCUGUAGUGGAUGGACAGUUCAAGGACAUCCAGCUGUCAGAUUACAAAGGGAAGUAUGUGAUCUUCUUCUUCUACCCCCUGGACUUCACAUUUGUGUGCCCCACUGAGAUUAUUGCUUUCAGCGACAGGGCAGAGGAGUUCCGCAAGAUCGGCUGCGAGGUUAUCGGCUGCUCCAUCGACUCUCACUUCAGUCACCUGGCCUGGAUCAACACACCAAGGAAGCAGGGAGGUCUGGGUAGCAUGAAGAUCCCCCUGUUAGCUGACCUCACCAAGACAAUCUCCAGAGACUACGGUGUAUUGAAGGAGGAUGAUGGCAUUGCAUACAGAGGUCUGUUCGUGAUUGACGACAAGGGCAUUUUGAGGCAGAUCACCAUCAAUGACUUGCCUGUUGGUCGCUCCGUGGACGAGACUCUGCGCCUGGUGCAGGCCUUCCAGCACACUGACAAACACGGCGAGGUGUGCCCUGCUGGCUGGAGACCAGGCAGUGACACCAUCAUCCCCGACGUUGAGAAGAGCAAAGCUUUUUUCUCCAAGCAGUAAAUGUGAAGGUCUCCAAGCUGACUUCCUAUCUGUAGCACUUGCCUUCAGAUGAGAGGUGUCCCAGUGAAACAGUACCUCAUGGCAUCUAAUCUAUUAAACCCAACAAAUAUUUCAGUUGUUAGAUUAAAAAAAAAUCCUUUUGUUGCAAAUCUUGUCUUCUCAUGUCUGGUGUACAAUUGGUGGGACAACCUCAUAGUCUCAAGCACUGAAAGUUAUGUUUUGUUCCUUUUUUUCCAGAAAAAAGUAUUGAUUUUUCCUUGUCAUUAAUAAUUCACGUUGCCAUCAUUAUUAAAACAGUGGGAAAAUUAUUA
Messenger RNA from Scomber scombrus (Atlantic mackerel), 1015 nucleotides. It is a transcript of the gene prdx2, whose product is annotated as peroxiredoxin 2. NCBI's taxonomy places the organism in Eukaryota, Metazoa, Chordata, Actinopteri, Scombriformes, Scombridae. Gene Ontology annotation, molecular function: thioredoxin peroxidase activity. The record is from RefSeq and is a predicted model, not a curated record. Gene Ontology annotation, cellular component: cytosol. Gene Ontology annotation, biological process: hydrogen peroxide catabolic process; cell redox homeostasis; cellular response to stress. The transcript is spliced from 6 exons. The coding region runs from base 111 to 704 and encodes 197 amino acids.